This is a messenger RNA of Drosophila pseudoobscura, 742 nucleotides long. RefSeq lists its product as uncharacterized. Bases 105 to 536 code for a protein of 143 amino acids. The transcript is spliced from 2 exons. NCBI's taxonomy places the organism in Eukaryota, Metazoa, Arthropoda, Insecta, Diptera, Drosophilidae. The record is from RefSeq and is a predicted model, not a curated record.
UGUGGGUGCCUUGAUUGAAGCACAGUCAAUCGGCAGCAGCUUCAGAGGCGACAACACUUUUGGAUAUACAAACCCUUCUUCAAUCAAGCCAGGAAUCUCUCGAAAUGAAGUUCUUCAUGUGCAUUUUGGUAGCCGCCACUGUGGCCGUGGCACAGGCCGGUAUCCUGCCCCACUUGGAUCAUCAUUUGGAGCACCAUUUGGAGCACGAGCUGCCGCACUUUACGGACGCCGAGGUGCACCAUUCGGAGGGCAUCCAUUUGGGGCACAGUGCGGCCAUCAUACACCACGAUGACCAUCACCUGGACGCCGUGCCACAUCACUAUAGCAGCAGCCACUACGAGGCAGUGCCGCACUACAGCAGCCACCACUACGAGCAUCUGCAUGCCGCGCCGGUGGUGCACCAUCACAGUCACGCCGCUUUGGUGCACUACAAGCCCCAUUUGGAUGUCCACAGCCAUGCGAGUCUGUUGUCCUUUGCGAAGCAUCAACUCCAUGGAAAAUAUGGAAAGCUAAGGAUCACAGAGACGCACUAUUGAGAGAGAGAGAAGAGCGAGAGAGAGAUUCCACCUGCCACUGCCGCUGCCCCCUCUCCAGGGGCAUCAUCAUUCAGAAGAGCCUUCAACAUCCAGCAGACAAUUUAUCAUCCGCUCAUUCGCUCAUUCGCGUGGAGUUGCAGCCCCACGAAAGUAAUUUACUUGCAAUUUAAAGAUAAACAGGCGCGAUAAUGUCUACAAAGCAUAAA